AUGUCUAAAGAAGAAAGUGAUAUUAAAAGUGAUGUGGUGGAAAGAUCCAACCUACAAGAUUUUCGGUCGAAUCUCUUGGAGCACGAGCUUUAUGAUUUGCCAUUCGGGUCAUGUGAAGCUUACUCGACCCUAGCCAAAGAAAAGCAGUUACAGCCUUAUGGGCAGUCUUUUCCUUUCAUGUCUCCAUUUCUCAUUGUGUAUGUCCAAAAAAACAAUGUGGAGCUUAUCGACAGUUUCGCCAGCCGGGAGGUUGUUAAAGUCACCGUCUGUGAGGCACAUUUGGUAACAGCCGCCUCGUCGAAGGGCCGACCAGAGAAUUAUGCCGUUGACCGCAGGAUUAAGCCAAAUGGGCAGGCCCAGCGUCGCGAGCUUGUCAAUCACUCCCCUCAUAAGCGGCCCAUUGGGCUCAUCAAAAUGUCCCUGCAGCCCAAUCCCAUCCAUAAAAACCCCGCCGGCCCUCAGCCCCCUCAGCCUCUCCACGUAGGCGUCCACCGUGGACUUGCCGUCGCCGCACGUCUCCACCACGUUGAACUCGUUCAUGAAAAGAGUGGCCAGCGGGUCGACCCGGUGGGCCGCCGCGAACAGCCCCAGCGCCGCCGCGGGCCCAAGACGCCGCUCGUAGAAGUCGAAGUGGAGCAUCUCGUUGCUGACGUCCCAGUGAACGAACUCGCCCCGGUAGUGCGUCAGCAGGCUCCGGACCCGGUCGCACACGGCCGACCCGAGAUCCGGACCCGAUAG
Striga asiatica is the source of this 738-nucleotide messenger RNA. The record is from the annotation of a GenBank genome assembly. Lineage: Eukaryota; Viridiplantae; Streptophyta; Magnoliopsida; Lamiales; Orobanchaceae.